AUGAACAAACUUUUCUAAAGUUUAAAGAAAGUUGACUUCUUUAGUGUGACUUAUUCACCAGCCAUUUCAGAUGGAUUUAAUUACAAUCAUUCUAGUAUAUUAGGUGGAUUGAUUUCAAUGUUAAUAGCUAUUUUGAGUUUAAUGUAUAGUAUCUAUUACAUUUACUUAUGGUGGACUUAUUAACUGUUACCCAAAGUGACUUCGGAUAUAAAUAAAUUUAGAGAGAGUGAUGAUUUUGGUUAGCUUAGAAAUUCUAUACAUGUUAAGUCAGCUUAUUAGGAAGGAUGGUCUCCAAUUGACCCUUUUAAAACAGAUGAAAUUAUUAUAUAACCUUUGAUGAUAGAUUUAGAUGAUUAAGAAUUAAAUUGGAAGCCUUUGCUCUUAACAAAAUAAAUUAGCGAGGUUUUAUCUAUCAAUUUAGAUAUAAAUCACAAUAAAUAAUAUAUAAUUUUAUUUACACUUUGCAAAGAGGAUUAUCUGCUUGAUUAAUAGAAAUGUGCUUCUGAAGAAACUAAAAAUCUGUAUUUUUAAUAAAAUGGAAAUUCUCUAUAUAUUGAAAUAUCUUUUACAACAAUAAAUCCUUCAACAUUUGAGCCUUAAGUAUUUGAAAGGACAUAUCCAAUUAAUAUUCAUUCCUAAGCAGAAAUGUGUUCAUCCAUUAUCUUACAUUAUUAGAUGAAUCAAUAUUUAAUUGAUAAAGCAUUUCUAUUUUCAACUGGAUAAGAAGAAUUUAAUUAUAUUUCUAAUUCCUUAAGUUAUCCACAAUAUUCACUCAAAGAUUAUUGUGAUAGGCAAUUCUUACCAAAUACUUUUGGCGCUUUCUUUGUUCUAUUCUAAUAGUAAUAUUAUACUGUUUAAAUUGCCUAUCCACCUAUUAGUGAAGUAUUUGCUGCCAUAGGUUCAAUAAUAAGUAUACUUUUCUCUGUAAAAUUUUUAAUUACUUUAUUAAACCUACAUUAAUUAAGGCAAGAUAUUUUAGAUGAAGUGAUGAGACAAUAUUAUCCUGAAAUAAAACAAUUUAAAAUCAUUAAGAAUUUAUUUGGAAAAAUCACUUAAGUAAGGUUUAAAGGACUUCCUGUUGAAAUUUCCAGUUAUGUUGGAUUUUAGAGAUAGAUACAUCAUCAGAUGGCUUGUAAGUUGAAUUACAAGAAUCUGUUGUACGAAAUAUCAAGGUUCUAAUUUAUUUUAAUGUCAAUAAAGAGAAGAACUGAAAUAGAAAAAGUUCAUACAAUUGGAAUAAAAGUACCUAUUGAAUUAUCAGUAUCCAAAGAUUCAUAUGUAAUUACAAAAGGUCAAAUAAAUUAGCUUAAAACUUUAAAUUUAAGAAAUAUUUAAUAAGCUGAUUCAAAAUAUGAUAUUCUGACUAUAAAUGAUGCUUUAAUAUUGAGUUAUGAUUAUAAAAACUUUGAAUUAACCUCCACACUUUUUUCACACCCCUCAAAAACAUCUCAUGAAAAUAAUUAGAAUGAACAAGAUUUCUAUGAAAUUAAUCGAAUCGAAGUUUAUGCUGAUAAUAAUGAAGAAUUUUGA
Molecule: messenger RNA, 1530 nt
Organism: Paramecium sonneborni
Lineage: Eukaryota; Ciliophora; Oligohymenophorea; Peniculida; Parameciidae
Source: the annotation of a GenBank genome assembly